Molecule: messenger RNA, 3902 nt
Organism: Callorhinchus milii (elephant shark)
Lineage: Eukaryota; Metazoa; Chordata; Chondrichthyes; Chimaeriformes; Callorhinchidae
Gene: kcnk5a
Product: potassium channel, subfamily K, member 5a
Exons: 5
Coding region: 35-1489 (484 amino acids)
Biological process (GO): potassium ion transmembrane transport; stabilization of membrane potential
Cellular component (GO): membrane
Molecular function (GO): potassium ion leak channel activity
Source: RefSeq, a predicted model, not a curated record
GAGGUUAGGGGGGGGGGACUAGCUGUGAGAAAGUAUGGUAGACAGGGGUCCCUUGUUGACUUCGGCUAUUAUCUUCUAUCUGGCCAUCGGGGCCGCAAUCUUUCAUGUCUUGGAAGAACCGAACUGGACAGAAGCUGUGGAGCAAUACAAGAUCACAAAGUUAGCCAUCCUGAAGGCACAUCCCUGCCUGACACAAGCUGCUCUGGAAAAGAUCCUGGAGGAUGUUGAAAAGGCUGCCGGCCAAGGCGUCACUAUCACGGGCAACAAGACUUUCAAUAACUGGAACUGGCCCAAUGCUGUUAUUUUUGCUGCAACUGUGAUCACCACAAUUGGAUAUGGAAACAUCGCUCCCAAAACCUCACCGGGCCGUCUCUUCUGCAUUUUCUAUGGGCUGUUUGGCGUGCCACUGUGUCUUUCCUGGAUAACUGCAUUAGGAAAAUUCUUUGGGGGUCGUGCCAAGAAGCUGGGCAAAGCGUUAACCCGAAAAGGCGUGAGUCCGCGGAAGGCACAGAUUACCUGCACUGCCAUUUUCAUCCUUUGGGGCGUUCUGCUUCAUCUGCUGAUGCCACCGCUUGUCUUUAUGGUGACUGAAGGCUGGUCGUAUAUCGAAGGCUUGUAUUUCUCAUUCAUCACCAUCUCCACCAUUGGAUUCGGAGACUUUGUAGCUGGUAUUGACCCAAAUGCAAACUACCACGUCCUCUACAGAUAUUUUGUGGAGCUGUGGAUCUACCUGGGCUUGGCGUGGCUGUCCCUCUUCAUCAACUGGAAGGUCAGCAUGUUUGUACAGGUUCACAAGGCCAUCAAGAAGCGGAGGAAGCGGAGGAGGGGAUCCUUCGAACUGGAACCGAACCAGGAAAAACCUCUUGGUUCCAAAAUGCCCCGUGACUCCAAAGAGGUCAACAUCUUCCAAUUUCUGACCAAGAAACAAGAAGGCUACAAUGACCUCAUCCAGCAGAUUGGCUCCCAGGCCCUGAAGGCUCACGGCAGUAAAACCCUGGGAGUUGAUGCACUGGCUGAGCAAAUGGUCAGAGAAGAAACACCUGUGCCCAAUGAGUGUAGAAAAAUAGGACUGAAGAGAUUUUGCUAUGAGACGACCAACCUGUCAGCUGUCCAUGACCAUGACACCAGAAUGCCACUAAAUAGUAAAAAAGAUCUGGGUAACCUUGCUGAUGGGGCAGUGAGAGAGAAUCAGCUGGACAGAGCUGGGGGAGAGGACAAUUCAAUCUGGGAAGGGCACAGGCACCCGCUGCUGUUUUUCGAGAACAUCAAUAUCACCUUCACAGAUGAGCUGAAUCUCAGCGACAAAGAGAAGGUGGAGCUGUCCCGCGAUGAAAACGUGACAGAUGACGGAGACAGUGACAUCCUGCCACCCACGCCAAACUCCAAUGAUUCUGACUACAACAUCCGCAGGUUCAGCAGGUCAUCGCUUGAAUACGAACAGCUGAUGAACAGAUACAACAAGGUGCACAACACUGAGGCGGUGACAUAACUGGGCUGCCCUUUGCAAAGGCAUUCGAGAAGACGCCUUUUCCUUUUAUGAGAGGCUAAUUACUAAAGAAAAUGCUGACUAGUCUCAAAAGGACUGUACAAUUCGAAAUACCUCCAAGCCAUGAGUAUAAUUGUUUAUUGGAUUCCUUUUUGGCGAAAGAGCUGCUUCGCAAAGCUGGGAGAGGAGCAGAGUCUCCUACCAAUGAUUGACUGGCAUUGUAAACUAUGACCUACAUCAAUGAGGAACUUUUUUUAAAAAGUAAAAAAUGGUUCCUUUUUGUGUUUUUUUAUGUCUGGUGAUGAAUGUUGUUAAACGCUCUUCUGAGCCAGGAACAGUAGAAGAAGCAAUGAUGGGUUCUAUUGAGACAGCUGCUUGGCUCCAGGCCACUUUGUCACCAAAGUUCUGCUCGGACCUGGAUUGAACAAUGUGCGAAGACAGCACAGAAAUUUCGCUGUGUUUUUGGAGGAAGAGAUGGAGAAACUCAUAAUGUGAUGAUCUCAUGGACAUUCACUUUAUAAGUGACUUUUGUAUGCGUUUGUUUCAUUUCUUUACGGUCAAACCUUUUCAACAAAGCUGAAGUUAGAAGUUUGCCCAGCUGUGGCAUUGCCCUCAGUCACUUGCAGUAAAGGCCUAAAGAGAAUUUGCAGAAGAAUACAGAAAAGCUGUAAAUGAUGUAUUGUUUUAAACAAAUAGGGCAGUUGACUAAUGCACUUAAAAAUCAGAUGACUGCCAUAUUUCACAUAAAUAAUGUUUUUGAAAAGUUUUUUUUUGUUGCUGGUGGUGAUUGCAGAAGUUAUUGCCCAAUUAUUUUUUUUAAUAUAUAAGAGUGGUUUUCUAGUUGGAUUAUGAUAGGAUUAUUUUUUUCCCGUAUUCUGUGGUUGCACUGUGAUCAUUGUUCUUAUUGGUCUGUACUCAUUCAAGCACAGGGUUGGCUGGCAGUAACACCCUGUGCAGGAAAGAAGAGAUGUGAGGGUUUAGCCACGUGCCAGUGCCUGUUGCCCAUUGCUGAGCUCCCAAGUAUUUCCAAGUCACAAUUAUUUCCAAUUAUACUGAUUAUACUGGAUGUUCAUGGGGGAGCGAGCUUUCUAGCUAUAAUUUUUGGAAACUCAGAGCAGGAAUUCACACUGGUGACCUUUACCAUUUUUAACACAAAGAUACGAAGUGACCUGAGGAAAAGGAUAUUGCAGAACUGAGAGGGUAACGUUUUCACUGACUUGAAAUAAGACACUUUCACCAGCAUAAAAGUGUAUCUCUGGCUACUGUGUAAAACUGUGGCACAAGAAUUUUCCUUCAAGAAAAUUCGGCAAUCGUGAAAGCAUAUACCAUGGCAUCACGUUUGCAUUCAGUUGAGUUAAGGUAUGGGAAUAUUUAAGCAAUUGUGUUUUUAAAUUGUUUCUUUUUCAUUGAAGUUUAAUUUGUAGGAGAUUUUAGAUAAUUCACGGAGUUAGUGAAGAAUUUUUUUUUAGUCUUUAAUUGUUUUUCACUGACUCAAGUUUUUCUAGGCAUUCAAAUCAAUGUGACACACUCCCAUUUUUUUUUGUUGACUUCAUUCAAGGACAAGUCACUUGAAAAUGUUUCCAAACCCCACUAUAUUACAACAGUUAGAGAAUGUGUUUAUCCUGGGCGGAGGGGGAUACACUUAUUCGCAGGAAAGAUCAUUUAUUUAAGGGUCGCAGAAAGUUAAAUGUUUUGCCUUUUACCAAAACCUUUGCAUCCAGAAGAAUCUCUGUUGACACAUCGCGCCUCAGAUGAUGCAUCGCUGACCUAACUCUCGUCUCAAUUCCCUGCUCUUUUUUCGUGUACUCCUUUGUGUUCUUCAAAUGUUUAUUCAUUUGGAAUGCUUUAAUAUUUGAAGUGAAGACAUUCCCAGAAAUGUAGGCCCAGGAAAGCCGUGCAUUUGUUAAAGAGCAGCCUAAGUAUAACUAUGUACAACACAGUACCGUAUCUGGCAAGGAAUCCCAAAACACCAGGGGAGGAGUAAACCAAGAACACAGAGACUCAGUGACUUGCCUUAAACUCACUACUAGACACUCACUGCUAUUCCUUAUCUACAUAGGGGUAAAAUGUGCAAGAUUAAUUCAAUGUAGUUACUGGUAACUGUUAAAUGGUAUGAAAUAUGAGAUUCUAAGUGAAUGGCACUAGUAUUUUAUACACUAUGUACUCAAAGGGGAUGAAAAAGUGUCCUCUUGAACGAAAGGUUGGACUGAUAGAAUGCUGAACUCCUAAGGUUAAAGGGUUGAUGGACGUUCUUUUCUGUCACUCCAUGUAAUAAGUAAUUCAGUGUGAUAUGCUUUGUAUUUAUUGCUGGAAUAUCUUGUGAUGAAUAUCUAUCCUUGUGGUUCUCUGAAUUGUGGCCUUAAUUUAUUAGAAUGUUCAUUCAGAAUGUAAAUACAUUUUUUUACGUAAUGCCAAA